Molecule: messenger RNA, 2433 nt
Organism: Pseudogymnoascus destructans
Lineage: Eukaryota; Fungi; Ascomycota; Leotiomycetes; Thelebolales; Thelebolaceae
Exons: 2
Coding region: 1462-2214 (250 amino acids)
Biological process (GO): proteolysis
Source: RefSeq, a predicted model, not a curated record
UGAUGAGGUUUAUCAAAAACCCGAACCUUAUAUGGUGGCACGGAGUAUGGGAAGCAAGAAAAAUGAAACUAUCAAUCAACUAUGGUUCAUUCGCAAAGUAGCUUGGCAACUAGUAAACACCCACCUCCCUCCUAUGUCCCCCCCAUAAGACUUGUUUGAAGCGGACCAUGCAUCCCCACCAUCUCUUGCUAGAAUUCUACGAGAAUAGUCAAAUUAUAAUAGUAUUUAAAAAAUAAAGGUAGUCUCCGACCACGGACAGCACUUACUAUCAACAAUACAGCAAUAGGUAUAUAUUGAGCUGCUAUGGUUCACAUGGCAGCUCCUAACCCGUGCUGUCUGGAAAUCAUUGAUUAGGCCGCGGGGAUAACCACUAGUGCUUCAGGAACGUCGUCGAACUCGGUUCCAAUAAUUCGGCGGCGACGGACACAACCAAGGCGCUCAACGUGGUCGUGGCCAGCUGGAACAAGGUCUUAGUAGGAGGCGGGGAAGUUGCUGUUGUUGGGUAGUUCUUGUUGUUUGGGUUUUGCUGUCGUUAGCUAAUCUUGUUGUCGAUUCUUGCCAUUCGUCACAUAAUUUCUUGGUUCACACACUGCAAUCAUACCUACUGCUCCGACUCCCUAUCAGAUAAUGCAUCUCGGAUCGGUGAUAUAACCAACACAGCCAAUGAAUCCACCGGGUCUAUGUUUUUUGUUAGGAGUGCAUAGUUACAAUACAGUAAGUUGCGUUGUGAGGUUUUAUACUGGCGAAGGCACGGACCCUCGCCGCCGCCCCCGCCGCCACCAGCCCACCACAGCAGGGACCCGUUUGAAUCGUUCCCAUUCUGCCACGCUGGACUUGGCCAUUUUGGCGAGAAAUGGGAGAGCUGCGGAAACCAGAGUUCAGCUAUGACCCGACAAGGGAAAUUACAGUACCCAUGGCCAUAGCUGGUCAAAGUGGGCUACCGGUAGUGUAAUAGGUGUAGUGCAGCAGAAUAGUCGCUCCCGGGCACGUGACAUUUCGUCAGGUGACAUAUUCAGUGGGAUUGUAAGCAAGGAGCUCAUUGUAAUUGAGAGAGGAAGUAGUAAUUGAGAGAGGAAGUAGUAAUUGACUGCUAUAUUUACUACUACAAUGAUUUACAGAGUACUUAUAUCUCUCCAAUUGAGGGAUAUAUGACGUGGCAUCCCUAGGUCGUGGCGGUUGUGAGGUCCGGCGCUCGGAGGAGCUCCCAUUUCUCGCUAAAAUGGCCAAGCUCUUCCCCGCAUUUUUUGGCAGGAACACGACGUCAAGCCAACGUUCCCACCUGCAUUCCUCGAUUGCAGACACACGUAGCUCAACAAAGCAACGCAUAAACUGAUGUGUUAUUUGUGUCGAUUUUGCAAAACUCACAGCUUUGCGAGAGAGUUGAAAUAGUACCCAAACUCAUCAUCCAUACAUCCCCCCAGGGCGCACCCCGCACCAUCGAAGCCGUACACAACCACAACCAUGGGCGACAACAGCGCCAGUUCCUCCGGCUCAGCCGACACAUCAGCCUCUGGCUAUGCCCAGCAUUCCGAGCAAGAAAUUAACGUCCUCAUUACCGGUUUCGGCCCUUUCAAAGCCCAAUACCACAUCAACCCCUCCUGGGAAAUCGCGCGCAACCUCCCCUCAACGCUGCGUCUCCCUCCCUCGCCCCGCGCGCCGGGAGGGACGAAGGUGAAUCUCCGCGUGCAUCCGCGCUCAAUCCGCGUCGCGUACGCAGUCGUAGAUGCUGUUGUGCCAGGACUGUGGGAGGGGGAAGACGGGUGGCGCCCUGAUUGGGGUGUGCACAUCGGGAUGGCAGCAGGGCGGGGAUUUUACUGUCUCGAGAAGCGGGCUGCGGGGUUCGGGUAUGCGGUGGGAGAUGUAGAGGGGUGUUUGCCUGACAAGGCGGGGGUGGAGGGGGAGGUGUUGGAGCCGGGGAUUGGGGUUGAUGAGGUGGUUGGGGUGUGGAAGGGGAGGGUUGGGGGGGCGGAUGUGAGGGCGUCGGAGGAUGCGGGGAGGUAUCUUUGUGAGUAUAUUUUGCAUGAGAGUUUGGGGGUUUUAAGGGGGGGGGAGAGGGAGGGGAAGUGUCUGUUUUUGCAUGUACCGGCUGGGGUGAAGGAGGUGGAUGUGGAGAGGGGGAGGAGGGUUGUGUUGGGGCUUGUGAAGGCGGUAGUGGAGGUUGGGUGGGAGGGGGGGAGGUGGGGCGGGGGGGUGAGAGUGACAAGGAAGCUGUGAAGGGGUUUGUGGGAGGGGGUUCGGUGAGAGAGAGGGUGGGCUUAUGAGUUGGGUUUGAUUAACCGUUGUGAAGGCAUCUACGUAAUAUAUCUGAGAGGAUGCAGCGCCUGGGUUUAUGAGAUGACAAUAUUACAACGCACUUUUCAUUUGCCAUUUCGUCAUUGACGAGACUACAAAUGGCUCCAUGAAGGAUUGGGUAAAUGAGGACGCGCGUACAUG